Molecule: messenger RNA, 1775 nt
Organism: Salarias fasciatus (jewelled blenny)
Lineage: Eukaryota; Metazoa; Chordata; Actinopteri; Blenniiformes; Blenniidae
Product: cyclin-G2-like
Exons: 8
Coding region: 176-1180 (334 amino acids)
Source: RefSeq, a predicted model, not a curated record
CCGAGCCACAGCUUGUUUAUUCAGGGCGGGUCACCGCCUUUCAGCGGAGAGCAAAGGUUGGAUUUUCAACGCUAGCUGCUGCUUUCCUCAAAAAAAUGGAAACGUGAAAAGCAGCAACGAUUAAUUAAUUCUCAGAGUUUUUAUUAUCCUGCACAUUGGCGGCUUCUGGACGAGGAUGAGGGAUCUCCAGGGGGUGGACAGCUUGCUUUUGAGAGAGCUGAAGACAUGUUGCGCGAAAGAGGGCAACUUUCUUCCAAGAGAAGCAGGCCUGAAGCUGAUGGAGGCUUCUUCCACAGAGAAUCACACCGGAGUAUCUGCAAAAUGCAGGGACACCAGAGUGGAAGAGCUGUGGAGCCUGACCAGCUUCUUCGGCUACAGCACCCAAACCUUCGUUCAAGCUGUCAAUUUGCUUGAUAGAUUUCUUGCCAUUAUGAAGGUGCAGCCCAAGCACUUACCCUGCAUCGGUGUCUGCUGUUUCCACAUCGCUGCCAAAAUGGUUGAGGAAGAGAAUAAUGUCUCACCUACCCAUGAACUCAUUCGCAUCAGCCAAAGCAAGUUCACUGUGUCAGACCUGUGCCGCAUGGAGAAGAUCAUUUCUGAGAAACUGUGCGUGGACCCCGAAGCCGUGACGGCCUUAACCUUGCUUCGCCUCUACUACGCAGCCUUUACAUGCCUCUCUGCUGCAAGGGAGGAGAUCCCAAGCAUUGGGAGACUGGAAGCCCAGCUAAAAGCCUGCUUAUGUCGGCUUGUUUUCUCUAAAGCAAAACCCUCUGUGUUGGCGCUGUCCCUCAUUGCCCAGGAGUUUGACGCCCUCCAGUCAGUCAAGCUGUUGAAGAUUGUCGCACAAUUCCAAAGACUUCUGAAGAUCGGCGACAGCGAGCUGCUCCACUGGAAGGAGCUUGUGGCCAAGUGCAUGUCUGAGUACCGCUCCAGCGAAUGUAACAAACCGGACAACAAAAAGCUGGUUUGGAUCGUGUCCAGGAGAACGGCGCAGAAUCUCCAGGCCUGCCACUUCAGCGUACCCGGUCUGCCAACUAUUCCAGAGAGGAGCUGGGACGAGAGCGAGAGUGAGGACUCCUGUGAGGACCUGAGCAGCGGAGAGGACAGUCCGUGUGGCUCGCCGGGAAGCGAUGGCGAGGGAGCCUUCUUCCCCCGCGCCUUCCUCAGCGGCAGGAAGUGACACGUUGCCGUGCGCCGGCCUCACACACGUCCUGAGUGCUCUCCGGGCCACAUCUGUGUGUUUGACCCGUGUGUGUCGUGUCUUGUAAAGUAUGCGGGUUUCGAUCAUUAAGUGCCUGUGUUGAUUUACUUCAAACGUCUGUUUGGUCUGAUGUUAAAGCAAACAUAUCGUAAUGAUGCAAAACUCGGAAAAAAGAAAAAAAAAAACUCGCAAUAUUUUGGCAGCUUGAUGGCAAUACAUCUGAAUGUCUGUUUCUGGGACGUUCCCUUUGUGUUUGUUUGUGUCUGAGCUCGACACAUUCCAGGAAGCACAGCAAAGCACAAGGAAGAACGUAACACUCAACUGUUAAAUGCCAGCUAACAUGUUAACAUCCUCAGUCUUUUGACUUUUACAACCCUUUUGAUAAUUAUGAACAGUUGUCUGCAAAUGUUAUUGUAUGUACAGACGGCCCGUUCUAACUUGACAAACCAUUUCACGUUGUGGUGUGGGAAAGAAGUGACUAUAUGCAUGGAUAUGUUUAAAUAUGUUACCAUGAACGCGUAUCGUUUUUGUUUACUGAGUUAAGCUUCCUGUAUGAAGACAAAAUCAGAAAAAA